UGGAGGGUGAACUCCCGAAGGCAGGUGGACCGGGUUGGCUACAUCAAGUAUGACGUUCUGAAGUGUUCUGUCCCCUCCCACCGCCAUUGAUACACACUCCAAAACAGAAGCGUCACCUUCAGAUCCAGCAGCAAUGAGGCUAGCUUUGGUCCUCUCCUUCCUCUCAGGAGCCUACUCUGCUGUUGUCUGGGGUCCAGGGGAGGUGAGGGUCUUGGUGGGUGACAGCAUGACUGUCCCCUGUAGAUAUACAGAUUAUGAUGAGAAUCAGAAAUACUGGUGCAAAGAAAAUAUAUUUGGGCGUUGUAGCAUUUUAGUGAAGACUGAUGGCACCACCAAUGACAAAAGAAUGUCGAUUAGAGAUAAUAUAACAGAGAGAGUGUUCUCUGUAACUAUGGAGGAUCUGCGCGAGAAGGACGAUGGAUGGUAUCAGUGUGUAAUAUCAAUACCGGAAUGGUUCAACUAUGAUAUAAGGAGUCCAUCAGUGUACAUCAGUGUCAAAAAAGUCCAGGCUCCAGAGUGGGUGAUGAGCCAAACCAAAGGAAAUGUAACAGUCCGGUGUAAAUAUCACAAAUCAGACACAGACCAUGUCAAAUACUGGUGCAAAGGAAAACGUCUACUUCAGUGUUCCACCCUGGUGAAGACCGGAGACUCAAAUACUCAGAGCCGGAUCUCUAUCAGAGAUGAUAAAGCAGAGGGAGCGUUUUACAUCACAAUGACGGACCUCACCAAGGAUGAUCAGGGGUCUUAUAUGUGUGGGAUAUCAAUAAGUGGCUUUGAAGAAAGUGUCCCAGUAUAUGUUCAAGUGAAUGAAGGUGCCAUACCAGAUCUCUGGGGCCCGGUGAAUGUAAUUGGGCAAGCAUCCAGCAGUAAAACAAUCAGCUGUCAGUAUUCUGCAGAUUACACCAAUAGUGUUAAAUACUGGUGUAAAAAAGCUGGUGAGGACGGAUGCAGCCCUGUGGUUAACACUGAAAAUAAAGAGAGAGAAGACAGAACCCAGAUCAGGGAUGACCGUUCCAACAGACAGUUCCUGAUCACCAUCAGCAACCUCACAGCACAGGACACUGGCGUGUACUAUUGUGGAGUGAAGGGACAUUCCUCCCUCAGAGACAAACGGGUUCCGGUGCACCUGGAUGUUGAAGCAGACCAUUCUGAAAUGUCAACCACAUCCAAGACUCCAGUAGAAUCAAUUCCUGCAUCCACAGUAGAAAAACCAGAAAAGAGGAAUUGGAGGUCAACAAAAAAACAAGAAGAAACAGCAAUAGCAAAGAAUCCUCCGGCGCCUUCAUCCCCGCUGCCCACUCUCGCCAUUUCCGCCGGAGUUCUUCUGUGUAGCUACUGUUUGCAUCCAUCCAUCCAUCAUCCAUCUAUCCUUUCACCCAUCCAUUAUCUAACCUGCUUAUUCCUGGUCAGGGUCACAGGGGGGCCGAAGGCUAUCCCAGAAUGCACUGGGCCCGGGGCAGGAAUGCACCCUGCACAGGACACCAAUCCAUCGCUGGCUUGUUUUUGCAUCCAAGGUCAAACGCUGGAUGUAAAAGCCCAGACCAUCGACAAUCAGACAUGGGCUACCCACGCUCUGUACACCAGGUCUUCGGAGGUGUUACAAUCUGAGUCACUCUGUAACAGGAUGAAUGAUGAGGGAAACACCCUUGCCACAGUCGCAUGUCAUUUCCUUCACUCGGUUAAUUACAGCACAGACCCAGCUAAAAACAGGAAGGACACCAGACCGUUUGUGUUCCUCUCAGAUACACACUCCAAAACAGAAGCGUCGCCUUCAGAUCCAGCAGCAAUGAGGCUGGCUUUGGUCCUCUCCUUCCUCUCAGGAGCCUACUCUGCUGUUGUCUGGGGUCCAGGGGAGGUGAGGGUCUUGGUGGGUGACAGCGUGACUGUCCCCUGUAGAUAUACAGAUUAUGAUAAGAAUGAGAAAUACUGGUGCAAAGAAAAAAUACCACUGCGUUGUAGCGAUUUAGUGAAGACUGAUGGCACCACCAAAGACAAUAGAAUGUCGAUUAGAGAUAAUCAAACAGAGAGAGUGUUCUCUGUAACUAUGAAGGAUCUGAGAGAGGAGGACAAUGGAUGGUAUAAGUGUGGAAUAGCAAUAACACACUGGUUCGACGAAAUGAGUCCAUCAGUGUACAUCAGUGUCAAAAAAGCUGCGACCAUACCAGAUCUCUGGGGCCCGGUGAAUGUAAUUGGGCAAGCAUCCAGCAGUGAAACAAUCAGAUGUCAGUAUUCUGCAGAUUACACCGAUAGUGUUAAAUACUGGUGUAAAAAAGCUGGUGAGGACGGAUGCAGCCCUGUGGUGACCACUGAAAAUAAAGAGAGAGAAAAUAGAACCCAGAUCAGAGAUGACCCUUCCAACAGACAGUUCCUGAUCACCAUCAGAAACCUCACAGCACAGGACACUGGCGUGUACUAUUGUGGAGUGAAGGGACAUUCCUCCCUCAGUGACAGAUGGGUUCCGGUGCACCUGAAUGUUAAAGCAGACCAUUUUGAAAUGUCAACCACAUCCAAGACUCCAGUAGAAUCAACUCCUGCAUCCACAGUAGGAGAACCAGAAAAAGGGAAUUGGAGCUCAACAAUAAAACAAGAAGGAACAACAUUAGCGAAGAAUCCGGAUUCUUCAUCCCCGCUGCCCACUCUCGCCAUUUCCGCCGGAGCUCUUCUGCUGCUCUGCUGUGUGGCCGCUGGCGUCGCAUGGAAGAUCAAACGUAAAAUAAGACCAGCUGUGGAAGACAAAAAUGAAAAGCCCCCAGGAGUCGCUGAAGCGACCUAUGCUGAAGUUCUGACCAAUGACAGCACACAGGAGCCGAGUGACAUGGUUUACUCCUAUGUGAAUCCACACCAGUGCUCACAGAGCCCUCCCCCACAGGACCAAGUUGUGUACUCUACUAUUAACUCCUGAAAGCCCCAUUUUUAGACAUUUUAGACAACACUGCCAGACAGCCACUCCACACUCACCAGAAUUGCCUCAUACUGAGAUUUUAUUUUGUUUCUUAUUCAAACCUGGGUCAAAUUUUAUAUGGUGACCUGCUAACAUUCGAAAACUGUUGUUCAGUUGUUCCCUGAGAAUUUUUACCAAAAUGUGUCCCUCAUCAAAACGUGUAAUUACAUAAGCCUUAUAAUUAUAUGAAAAUGUCAUUUAAUGGAAAUUUGAAUUAUAUGAAAAUAAGAUUCAUUUUCAUCUGAAUGUUUUGCAAGAAAAGAUGUUGCUUUUUAAAUUGUCAAUGGUCUGUAGGAGUUUCACUGCUGGCUAAAGAAUUAAAGUAUUUGACCCUG
This is a messenger RNA of Anguilla rostrata (American eel), 3276 nucleotides long. RefSeq names its product polymeric immunoglobulin receptor-like. The coding region runs from base 134 to 2902 and encodes 922 amino acids. Gene Ontology annotation, molecular function: transmembrane signaling receptor activity. Gene Ontology annotation, cellular component: plasma membrane. The record is from RefSeq and is a predicted model, not a curated record. The transcript is spliced from 15 exons. Lineage: Eukaryota; Metazoa; Chordata; Actinopteri; Anguilliformes; Anguillidae.